Molecule: messenger RNA, 8016 nt
Organism: Haplochromis burtoni (Burton's mouthbrooder)
Lineage: Eukaryota; Metazoa; Chordata; Actinopteri; Cichliformes; Cichlidae
Gene: znf644b
Product: zinc finger protein 644b
Exons: 6
Coding region: 251-3865 (1204 amino acids)
Biological process (GO): regulation of transcription by RNA polymerase II
Cellular component (GO): nucleus
Molecular function (GO): DNA-binding transcription factor activity, RNA polymerase II-specific; RNA polymerase II cis-regulatory region sequence-specific DNA binding
Source: RefSeq, a predicted model, not a curated record
GUUUGAUAAUCUAACAGUGCAAAUGCGCCGUUUUCUUUGGACUAAGGUGGACACAAGGUGUAGGUGUGCAGUUCGGAUGACGCUCGUUUCUCUACCUCCUACCGUGAACACCCCUCUCCUGCAGUCCAGAGUGCAACCUGCGUGCUUUUACAGCAAAAUGGCGACAGUCUAAUAGAGGGAGAGAAGACGGUGUCAGGCGCAGUGACAAACUUGAAGACAUGAGCGCUCGUCCUGAGAAAGUAUCGCUGCUAUGUCUGAUCUGAAGCUGAAUGCGCAAGAGGACAAAGACGUGGAAUCGGUGUCUGACAGCCCAGGUCGUACUCGGGAGCCAUUACAGACUCACACAUUCUCCCCGAAGAACAAUGCUGCAGGUCUGUCCUCAGAUGAACACGAAAACCCUUUAAAUGGAACCCAGCCGAAUCCAUUUGUAUACAGCAGUGUCCCUGCUGUUCCCCAUGCAGACAAUUCAUUGCCUUCAGGAGCACUUGUUAAUGGACCUGGUUCACACCCCAACUCAGAGGUACACUGUGUCCUGAACAAAGGCACUGUUUUAUCCAACAGUGUCCUGGAUGCCGUGUGGCAAGCGGAGAAGGACACGAGCCCCGAGGUGUUACCACCACCUAGUGAGCUUCAAUCAGACGCUUGGAAGAACACAGUGGGACCCGACGUAAAAACACCGGCCACACAGCCAGGUGUCAACACGCCACUGUCUCACUCGGAGGAGAAUGAGUCUAAACUGGCCUAUUCCACGCUGUCAGGUGACAGUGCAGAGCAAAUGCACAUUAGCCAACCUUUGACAAAACAGACAAUAAAAACAAGAUCUCCACGGGACAUGGAACGGUCUGGAGUCUCCUUGGAUGAUUAUGAUAAUACUGAAGUAAUCAGGUGGGAUUCAACAAGAAAAUGCUUUUUGCACAACGACAGAAGGCUGGAGACCAAAGUGAUGCCCAAAAGAGACAAGAAGCACAAUACAUACACAAAAAGCAUGUUAGGCUGUCUUGAAAAGGUUAACAACAGCUACAGACAUUUCUGCAGUGGUAAUGAUGUUGAAAGUGUUGACACUGGCAACAAAGAUGAAUUUUUGGGUACACAAUCUGACAUUAAAUAUUCAGUUAUGCCAUUCAAAGACCUUUCUCGGAACAUAGCUUUAGACUCUGAGAGCCAUAUUUAUAGCACAGCGCAGGGAGGCAGUAAUGAGGAAAAUGACCCUGAAGAUGAAAACUGUGUUAGUCCAAAAGUGGAACAGUUGAAGGCAGAGCAACUUGAACGAGAUUCACUUUUCUUUUCAUGCACAACAUGCAAUGUUAAUUUCAAGGAAAAAAGACAUUUCCAUAGACAUAUGAUGUAUCAUUUAGGCAAGCAUAAUCAGGUGAACAGUGAGAAUGAUUCACAGCCCUUUAUAUGCGGAGAGUGUGGGCUUUUGUUCUGUGAUAGCAACUCCCUCAUGAGGCACAUCAUUAUUCACCAAGAUAGGCUGGAAAAACUUAUGGAGGAAAUUGAAGGUCUCAAAAAGACUGAAUUUGAAGAUGGGGCCACCGCAGUGCCGUGCUCUCGGUGCACGUUUGGUUGUAACUGCCAAAAAGUCUUUGUCCAGGGUACCAAAACACAUGAUAAUCUGAAGCACUACUACUUUUGUGAGGAAUGUAAUUACAUUUCCUUGACACGGCAGACACUUGUAGCACACUUACAUGUUGCACACCUCAACACACACCAGCCUCAAAACAGGAAAAUGAGUCAUACUAAUGAUGCAGAGGGAGCACAACAUGUUCCGUUUCAGUGUAAAAUGAGUUUUUUCCCAAGGAGAGACAAAGUAGUGUUAGGAAAACAUUCUGAAAUGCCAUAUGUUGGCAAAUAUAAAACAAUGGCCCGAUGUAAACCAAAUCUAUUUAAAUCUACUUUAAAGGAAAAACUCGACCGUUCCACUGAAAAGGGGGAUAUUCACAUUCAAAAAACUGUUGACAACACUGUAAACUGUCAUCAGUUUAAACCCAAUGCCAGCUGCACUAAAAGCAUGCUGUCGCCAUAUUUGUGGAGAAUCGACAAGCAUGGAAAGUUACUCUUACAACCAGCAGAAAAAUUGGAUGUGGAAACCGAUCUCACCUGUGUACAAGAAGAUGCUGAAAACAAUGACCGCAGGGCUUUUGGCAGCUUAAAGCUGGCAAACCGUCCUACAGCCGCUGCUUUUACAGCCAGGAAGCUUAAAUUGGACCAGAUGUUCUGUCAGGGAAGCAAAAAUGACCCCGUAAACGGGAGUUUACAAGUACAAGUAAGCCAAAAUUCUCCAUCAAUGGGAAAAAUGACUACACCUUUGCAUAACACUACUGAAAGAAUGAAUGGUAAUAUAUUGCCUGGGCUUAGCCAGAGGCUUAAGAAACAGUGUGCAGUUAGGGAGUUAAAGAAAGGCUGUGAGGGUGAUGAUAACUUCAGUGAUGACACCAGCGAAGCUACAGGCAGCUCCUUGGAAAGCAGCGAGAAUGAAAGGAACUCAUAUGCUCGGAGGUAUUUGAAAAAGAGGCAGAGCUUUACAGCCAAACACCAAAGCCCCCACGCACUCAAGGUUGAAGAUGAUGGAGAUGAAGACUGCAGUGACAUAGAACAGCUCAUAAUCAAAGAGGAGCACAUUGAAACGACAGUGAGUGAUGAUUCCACAGAAUUGCCUAAUACAUCUCCAAGUGAUAGUUUUGAUAUGUCCCCCACACCAUCAGUAAAACAUAAGCCCUGUCCUUACUGUCCCGCCACGUUUGAGUCCGGAGUGGGUCUGUCCAAUCACGUGCGAGGACAUCUUCACAGAGCUGGGGUGAGCUACAAUGCCCGGCACAUGGUUUCACCGGAGCAAGUGGCGUUGUGGGACUAUCAGCCAAGAAUCCGCAGAAAGAUUUCUACUGGCAUGAGAAAAAAAGCUGUUAAGCCAGAAACUCGAGGACAACACACGUGUCCUGUGUGUUUGGAAUGUUUUGAUAGCAAAACUGGCAUUGCUAACCAUGUGAGGGGACACCUGAAACGAAUAGGUACAAAGGUUACCAGCAGCAGUAAGUCUCCGCUGUGCGCACUAAAUGAAUUGCUACAGAACAAAACGGAACAUUGGAACAACCUUCUGACUAAGAGUCAGUUCUCCUCUCAACCUUUAGCCCCUCAGAAGUUCAUCUGCAGCAAUGGCCUCUUUCUGAUGCAGACAAGCAUCCCAGGGAAACUCCAACAUGUCAAAAGGAGUCUGCAUCCCAUAAAGAAAAGCCUUGUGUGUAAACACCUGGUAGAUAAUCUCUCAGAAAGGAAGAAGCUACAUGGGGAAGCAGAAAGAGGCACUACAGCCACAUCAAGCACUUUAGUUGAACUCCUCAAAGCCAAACAGGAAAGUGUGGAGCUUGCAGUGAGCCAAGAAGCCUAUGCAACCAGGAUGAUCUGUGAGAUGACCAACGCUUAUAUGGCCAAAACAGAGAUGACCAGUCGGGAACCAAACUGGUCUGCUGGGGAAUGUGACUCAAAAAAGAUUUAUAUUCAGUGUGACAGCACCUUCCCCACUGUUUCCCAGCUUCCUGGUCAUAUUCAAGCAAAUGCACACAGGAAGAGGAUUGCAAUUUUUGAAGAAGCAGACUAUGAUUUUAGGAAGAAGAAACCAAGACUAAGGCCGGAGCUUAAAAAUAAUAAUUUACCUUCACUGAAUACUGAGAUGUGCACACUGACCUGCAGAUUCUGCGACCUAGUUUUUCAUGGUCCCUUUUCCAUUCAGGAGGACUGGAUCAGGCAUUUACAGAGGCACCUUCUACACACCAGCGUACCCCACUCAGGGAGAGGGAUGGUAGAGGUUUUAGCCCUUCAUCAGAAAAUACAACUAAGCAUGUCUCACGAGGACCCAGAAACUGGGUAGUUUUACUUCCAGAUCCCUCCAGAUCUAUGUAUUUCUCUCUCUCACUCUUAUUCUCCCUCUAGAUAUAUAGAUAUAUCUAUAUAUAUCUAUACCAGCAUGUUUCUGGAAAGAAGUAUUUUAGUUAUCCAGGCUACUAUAUAGUAUAAAUUUUCUGUAUAUUUGCAAAAACUUAAUUAUAGCAUAUUUUAAUGCAACACUUUGCCUCAGCUAAUACGACUAAUAGGAUUCCUGUUUUUUGACUGCAGUAUAAAUUAUGCGCAACAAUAUGUAUGAUCCAAAAAAUGUUUUUGCCAUUAUAUAAGUGCCUUGUUAAUUCAACAAAACAACUGCUCAAAAAUCAGAUUUUUGUAAGAAGGUUUUUAUUAUAAUACAAAAACUUAGAAGGAGCAUUAGUUAGAAGGAGAACUGUACUUUAAAAAUAGACAAGAAUUUGAAUGUGUUUCAUGUUUCAUUUUCUUUUAGAGAUAAUAUUCAGUGAAACUGUUGCUCUACUUGUACGCACAGUACAGAGUGUCAUUAGUUUGUGGAUGCUUUGUACAAUUUCACCUCUGUGUACCUGCAUCAGAGACAGAAUUCUUCUUAAUCCAAAUGACAUUCAAGACGUUGGGACAGCUUGUUCUGUCAUCAUUUGUUCUUUGCUUUAACCUUCAACAUUCAGCUUAAUUUCUGAAAUCUGAUUCUCAUUGUUAGGCACAACAAUAGCUUUUUAUGAAAAACCCUCUUUAGUUGUAACAAAAGUUAUAUUAUUUUCUAUGAUUAGCUCUGUGUUUCCAAAGGUGCUGUCUUUGGUUCAGUGGAAAUGUGUUGUAAUUAGAGACAUCACGCUUAAAAUUCAUAUUUAACAGUUUAAAGACAACAAGUACUGGAAAUACUAUGAACAUUACCUAUUAUCCAAAUUCACUUGCACUUAAAUUUGUCACAAAUUUUGCAUGACAGGACUUCUGGCUAUGCGCUAAGAUAAAUUUAGGUAUUUCAGCAUGUGAAUAAGUACUUUUGCCAGGUCCUUUCAGUAAAAUGUAGUAGUUUACCUUUUUCUUAGUACAUUUUCAUAAUUGUAUUCUCUACAUUGUAUAUUUUAAGAACAGCUAAGGCUUUGACGUGUGUGAUCUAGUCUGGCUGAACCUAUUGCCAAAGCACUUACCUCAAUUGUAACACUUUUGAUUUAUACUAUAUUAAAAGCCAACAAAUAGUAUAUUUAAAAUUCAGAAAUUUAGAUUUAGCUAAAUCAAACAAAUGCUUGCUCUGGUUUUACAACCAAAUGCCAUGAAAGGAUAACUAUUUUAUGCAUUUACUUGCCUAUUUUGAAUAUGAAAAACUGCAGAUAUAGCAUCUCCUAACAUGUUGUACAGUUUAGCUUUGUAUUAAUACAUGUUGUUGAAUCAAUUUAAGAAUUCCAAUUUGAUUUGGAUAAUAUCUUCCGCAAUCAAAUAUUCAUACAAUUCUGAUGAAACUUGCAUGCAAAUAUUUGUAUAGAAAUCAGCUCCAUUGAUAUUCAGCAUGUGUGAUAUGAAAGACGUGUUGUAAAUUUAAGGAAUUAAACACAUGUUUAUUUGUUGAUGCUGUGCCAAAUUACAUUAGUGACGUUUUUCAAGAUCUUUUUAAUCUGAUAAAAAGACCUUAUAUGAUGUGAUACCAUGCUUAGAGGAGCAUCUGACUCCUCUCGGCUGCACUGGCAUUAUUUACAGCAGCAGUUAUGAGGGACUGAGCAAAAGGUUUAACGAACUUGCGGAUAAUUGAGCAAGGUGAGAUUAGGUUAAACAAGAGACUUCAUUUACAAUAAAAUGGUGUUUAUCACACAAUAUGCUGUUGAAAAGACAUGUUAAUUACUAAACCUUAGCUGAAUCACAGAUCAACAGGCAGGUGCACAUUUGCACACUGAAACAAACAUUGCUGGCUGGAAGAAGUCCUAAGGCAAUUUGAGUGUGGGUGAUUGAAAUCCAUACUCGACUUCCAAUGUAAAAAUAUAUUCCAAAGUUUUUCUGAAAAUAACACGAUGUCUGUUUUGUGUUUCUUUUCCUCUGCUGUGCCUCAGCAGGGAAACAUAAUCCAGGGCAAAGAGAGAGAGAAAGGAAAUUUCUUGGUGUAAAACUGUAAGCUUGAAGGAUAACCACUUGGGUUGUUGAAAACAGACUCCAGAAAGAAGGUUCAUAACGGAGCAGGCCAUGGUGACAGCAUUCUGUCACUCAGUCAUUGGUCACUGUUCCUUUAAUAUUUUUCACCUUUGUUCAGCUGCAAUUUUUCACUAUACACGGAGAAGUCUUUUUUGUACUUGUGCCAAUGAGUAUUGUCAGCAUUGGCUCUAGUGAAGUGCAAACACACCUUUGAACGUUUACUUCUCUCUGCCAUUGUCAAUAAAAGCAAUGUCUUCCUAUGUGUCACCUCUUGCAGCAGCUGCUCCACCCUCCAACCCCUUAGAAAUCUCUCUCUCCUGGACUGGGAAUAGUAAAAGAUGCAUGUUAAAUGAAUAUCGCCAUCUUAUUGUAAAUCAGAAACAGAGUUGAUUAGACACAAGAGACGUGUGCAGCAUAAAAAAGUGAGAUCAAGCCAACAUGUUCAGAUUCAUAUUUUAAACAGACUUUUGCACAUGGCUGAAGACGUCUUUAUUUGCCUUUAUUUAAAUGUAUUAUGUUAAAUCAAGCCACAACCUUGGCAAAUGCCAGUUGAAAUAACUUGACAAAUGAGAAUUCACAAACGGUUAAAUUGAUUGGCCAAUUUGUUUGUAACCAAAAAGCAGAACCAGUGCCUGUAAGACCCAAACAUUGGUGUCAUUAGCCUAUUAAAUGGCAGUUUUCAGAUAUUAUCACUCCAGUAGAUUUGGCUAGUGUCUCCUAGCUCACUAGCAGGCUGUUUCAACCUCGUUAAAUUACGAUGUUGGCACAGAUAACAAAUAAAAGCAAGGUAGAAGUGACAAAGUUGGUAUUCAGUGGUAGUGGGGUCAGUGGUGGCAUGAGACAUUUGUUGCACUGGGGUUUGUGUCGCAGCUGCAACUGGUUUUUAGACUUUAUUUUACAACUAAUAUGUGCUGCUUAAUGGGCCACAAACAUCCAAAGUUAGUGAGUAAACAUUAAAGCUCUUCAUAGAAACUCAAAAAAACACAGUUGUCCUGCUGUUUAUCCCCAUUUUCCCCAUUAAUGUUCUGCCACAUCUAUUUUAAAGUCAAUUAUAUAUUUGUGGAAGUAAAUGAAUAUUUUGCUAGCUUCAACCAUGCAUGAAUAUAACAACAGUGAAGCCAGAUGUGAGUUUAAAUGACUUUCUCUUGCUGCUUCAAACCUGCAGUGCCUUUGAAAUCUGUGAGUGGAAAUAUUUCACAGUACAUAGUAAGUGAUGUCUUUCACAUUCAGACAGCAGAAAAUUCAUUGUUUGUGUUAGUGCAGGAUGGCCAUUGCCUUACAGAUCUUCAGCUGCAACAAGAUUCACAUUCAGACAAAAGAAAAUCUGAGUGCUGGUGUCACUUUGUUUGGAAGCUGUAGAGGAAAAAUAAUAAAGAUAUGAUUUAAAUAAAGGCAAAAUAUGAAUUUGUAGUGGAUUUAAUGGAGUAGAGUUUAAGGUUGAUUGGUGUUUAUCAUGUAUUAAUCUGUUUAAUCUGCCCUGAAAGUGGUGGCGUAAACAACCUCAAACACCACAGCAAUUUUUUUUGACAAAAACGUCAUCAUUCUAAUUUCAAAGAAAAGUCUCUUUGAUUACAGAGCACAGAUGCAACUUUUAGCAGCAGCAGCUGGAGUUGCCGCUUUCAGCUGUCUAAAGGUGUCUUAUGUGAUAAUGAAUCAGCCCCUUCCCCACAACACACAACCUGAUUUUAUUUGUUAUGUUUAACAAAAUUUGUUGCAAUUCAGUUGGGUGAAAGAUGCACAUUUCAGUGUCAUUUUGCACCAUUAUUCCCAACAGAAAGUAAUAUUAGGGCUAUGUGCUAUUUUAAACUCCAGUGUUUUGCAGCAGAACUGGCUGGGUAUUUGAUGUUUCUAAUGCUUGAGAGCCACUUCUGGGUUUUCUACUUACCAGUGGCAAAGGGGGCUAACCCUGCAGUUUAUCUUGGGCAGUAUUUAAAGCAGCGAUCAAAGCUGUACAAACCAAUUGUCAUCAUGCUUCUCUGGAGGGAAUUUUGAAGUACAUUAAUACUCCUUCUUUGGGAAAUAAUUGUGCCACUCUGUGAC